Molecule: messenger RNA, 393 nt
Organism: Leptinotarsa decemlineata (Colorado potato beetle)
Lineage: Eukaryota; Metazoa; Arthropoda; Insecta; Coleoptera; Chrysomelidae
Source: RefSeq, a predicted model, not a curated record
CGUGCACUGACGAACAUGCACAUCAGGGCGCCGGAAGCAGUUAAAAGGGGCGAGUCGGUGACGCUGGUGUGCGACUACGACCUGGAAUCCGCUGCUUUGUACACCAUCAAAUGGUACAGGGACGACGAAGAAUUUUACAGAUUUGUUCCAAAGGAAUCGCCGCCCUUUCAGGCAUUCGAAGUGGCCCAUCUUUGCGUCGAUUUGAAUGCAGCCCAUGUGGGGCAUCAGAGUAUUUUAUCAUUGAUAGCACUAGCAAGUAAUUUUCUUAUUACUCAUAGGAAGUAUGGGUCUGUUGCUGAAAAUAAUAGAUUGGCAAAGUUCACAUACAUGUUUAUGGAACCUCAAAUCAUUAUCAAAGAUUAUUUUUUAGAUAGUUCACGAAGUUAGCCAGUU